Messenger RNA from Malania oleifera, 1679 nucleotides. RefSeq names its product signal peptide peptidase. The transcript is spliced from 12 exons. Gene Ontology annotation, biological process: membrane protein proteolysis. NCBI's taxonomy places the organism in Eukaryota, Viridiplantae, Streptophyta, Magnoliopsida, Santalales, Ximeniaceae. Gene Ontology annotation, cellular component: lumenal side of endoplasmic reticulum membrane; cytoplasmic side of endoplasmic reticulum membrane; membrane. The record is from RefSeq and is a predicted model, not a curated record. The coding region runs from base 388 to 1416 and encodes 342 amino acids. Gene Ontology annotation, molecular function: aspartic endopeptidase activity, intramembrane cleaving.
GAUUGGGCAGUUUUCUCUCCUGAGACGUGGCGCAUCAUGUAACCCACUGCCACGACACCUUCGUGACCGGAAGAAUGCGCGUGAGUGAUAACUCCUCUUCUGCCAAUCUUGCUUCCGUUUUCUUUUCUCGUUCAUUUUCUCCGUUCGUCCGUCGACUGAGAGCCCUAGGGACAAAGAGGCUAUCCCGGAGAGACGCUCGCCGACGUCGGAGCAGCGACGUAGGCCGAAGGGAAGUCGUCCCCUCUCUCUCUGCCUUUCUUGCUUCUGCUUCCUCGUGUCCAUCUGUCUCGUUGCUAGGUUUGCAAUUGUGAAAGAUACUGUGUUAGAAGAAAUUUUAUACUUUUUACUAGUUGAAAUCAGGAAUUUUGUUGACUUGGAACGCAUACGAUGAAGAACUGUGAACGCCUUGCGAAUUUGGCCCUAGCAGGUUUAACGUUGGCACCUCUUGUUGUGAGAGUAGAUCCAAAUCUAAAUGUCAUUCUCACUGCAUGCCUCUCUGUUUAUGUUGGUUGCCAUCGGUCUGUCAAGCCAACACCCCCGUCAGAGACAAUGUCGAAUGAACAUGCUAUGCGGUUCCCAUUUGUUGGGAGUGCAAUGCUGCUAUCACUGUUCUUACUCUUCAAGUUUCUAUCAAAAGAUUUAGUUAAUGCUGUAUUGACAUGCUACUUCUUUGUACUCGGGAUUGUCGCUCUAUCGGCAACAUUGUUACCUGCAAUUAAACGAUUUUUGCCAAAGCAUUGGAAUGAAGAUGUCAUUAGCUGGCAUUUUCCUUAUUUCCGUUCUCUGGAGAUUGAGUUCACAAGGUCUCAGAUUGUUGCAGCAAUCCCUGGAACCUUUUUCUGCGCAUGGUAUGCUUCGAAGAAACAUUGGCUGGCUAACAAUAUAUUGGGCCUUGCGUUCUGCAUUCAGGGAAUUGAAAUGCUUUCACUUGGGUCAUUCAAGACCGGUGCCAUCCUGCUGGCUGGACUUUUUGUGUAUGAUAUUUUCUGGGUCUUCUUCACUCCAGUGAUGGUUAGUGUUGCUAAAUCUUUUGAUGCUCCUAUAAAGCUUUUGUUCCCAACAGCAGACUCUGCUCGGCCUUUCUCUAUGCUUGGACUUGGCGACAUUGUAAUUCCUGGUAUCUUUGUAGCGUUGGCAUUGCGUUUUGAUGUCUCCAGAGGGAAAGAUAGCCAGUACUUUAAGAGUGCAUUUUUGGGGUAUGCAGUUGGUGUGAUCCUUACCAUUGUUGUCAUGAAUUGGUUUCAAGCUGCACAGCCUGCACUUCUAUAUAUUGUACCAGCUGUCAUUGGAUUUUUGGCUGCGCACUGCAUAUGGAAUGGAGAAGUCAAACCGUUGAUGGAGUUCGAUGAGUCCAAGACUGCGACUUCGUCUAAGGAAGGAGAGGAGGAUGAAAAAUCGAACAAGAAGGUGGAAUAAGCUCAGAAAGAAGUUUUGGGUCUGAAAUACAAUUGUUUUUAUAUUGAAGAAGAGGAUCCAAAUGCCAAGUUUAACCAUGGCUUACUUAAAUGAAAUUCCUGCUAAUGCCGUUGUAACAAGCAAGAUAGAAAGAAUACAUAUGCUAGACUCGGGGCCUGUAUGCAAUCGUUGCCAAAUUUUCAUAUUGAUGGCCUUCCAACCCCACCUUGGUUGGGAAGGAAAAUAUUUUUCAACAGGAGAAAAAAACAGUCAUCUUGAUUUUU